This is a messenger RNA of Caenorhabditis bovis, 3048 nucleotides long. Lineage: Eukaryota; Metazoa; Nematoda; Chromadorea; Rhabditida; Rhabditidae. The record is from the annotation of a GenBank genome assembly.
AUGCGUCUGUUCGCCUUACUAUUCUCCAUAUUCCUUAAUCUAGAUGCUUAUAAAAUCCUGGUGUAUACCAGUUUAUUCGGUCACAGCCAUGUGAAAAUGUUGGGAAGUGUCGCCGAUAUUCUGACAGACGCCGGACACAAUGUGACGGUUUUGAUGCCGAUCAUCGAUGUGAACGAGAGGAAUCGAACCGGAUUGAAGAGCACCAAAAAUCUCAUAAUGGUGGAGCCUUGUGAAAAUGGAAUUGAUGCCUUCGAGAACCUCAAACGAGAUAUGAGUCUCAUGUGGAACGCCGAACAGGGAAAUCCAUUAAGUCUUGUGUCGAAGCUGCAACAAAUGUCGGAGGUUUUCAUGCAUCCAUGCGAUAAUGUGAUUGGUCAGAAGGAUCUCAUCGAGAGGAUGAAGGCCGAGAAGUUUGAUCUCGGAGUCGCUGAGCCAUUUGAUUUCUGUGGAUACGCGUUCUUCGAAGCCAUCCAGAUCCGCGCGCAUGUCUCUGUUGUGGCAGCGGCUCGUAUGGACCACGUUUCGGAGGCAAUGGGCCAGCCAAUGGCUGCCAGCUAUGUACCAGGUGCUCAAUCGGUGUAUUCUGAUCGCAUGAAUAUGAAGGAGAGAUUCUUGAAUCUACUUCUGACCAAAGCUGGUGGACUUAUGUUCUCCUAUAUUGCUGAUUCCGAGUUUGACUUGCUGCAGAAGAAGUACCCCGAUGUUAUCAAGAGAUCUUGGAGGGAAAUUUUCCCCGAAACCACCUACCUGUUUACCAACAGUAUACCAAUUAUGGAUUACCCCGCACCAACUUUUGACAAGAUCAUUCCGAUCGGCGGAAUUUCUGUGGUCACUGACAAAAAGAAGAACGCGCUUCCUGAGAAAUGGGACAAAGUGUUGAAUAUUCGCAAAAAGAAUGUGCUCAUUUCAUUCGGCUCGAAUGCAAAAUCGAUUGAUAUGCCCGAAGAGUACAGGAGAUCUCUGCUGAAGAUGUUCGCCAUGACGCCCGAUGUGACAUUCAUCUGGAAGUACGAAGAGGAGAACUCAAAGAUUGUCGACCAUCUCGACAACGUCUUCCUCGGAACAUGGCUUCCUCAGAAUGAGCUUCUCGCCGACAAACGGCUCACUGUAUUCUUGACACACGGCGGUCUCGCGAGCACUUUUGAGAUGGCUCUGCUCGGCAAGCCGUGCAUCAUGGUUCCGAUCUUUGCCGAUCAGGCCAGGAAUGCUCAGAUGCUUCAGAGGCAGGGUAGUGCAUUGGUGUUGAAUAAAGAGAAUCUUGGCGAUCCGAACAAGAUCAAGGAAGCAUUGGAGAAGAUAAUGAAUGAUGACACAUUCGUGAAAAAUGCGACUCGUUUGGCUGAAAUGCUCAAUAAUCGACCUACAAAUCCGCGUGAGACCUUCGUCAAACACGUGGAAUUCGCGGCAAGAUUCGGGCGAAUGCCUUCGAUGGAGCCAUAUGCCCGCCAUCAAUCAUUCAUCGAACACUUCUUCUUGGAUAUUAUUGCGAUUGGCCUCCUCAUCGUGAUUACUAUCCUAGUCUACUCAAAUCUACUCGCUCAUAGUCAUGUGAAAAUGUUGGGAAGUGUCGCCGAUAUUCUGACAGACGCCGGACACAAUGUGACGGUUUUGAUGCCGAUCAUCGAUGUGAACGAGAGGAAUCGAACCGGAUUGAAGAGCACCAUGAAUGUGGUGUAUGUCGAGCCGACCGAAGCAAUUUUGGAGAUGCUCAAUGAGUUGAGAAAUGAUAAAGGGUUCCUAUGGAAAAACGAACAAGGCAAUCCGUUGUCUCUUCUUUCAAGACUCCAUGCAAUGUCAGAGGCUUUCAAGCAUCCGUGUGACAAUGUGAUUGGUCAGAAGGAUCUCAUCGAGAGGAUGAAGGCUGAGAAGUUUGAUCUCGGAGUCGCUGAGCCAUUUGAUUUCUGUGGAUACGCGUUCUUCGAAGCCAUCCAGAUCCGAGCGCACGUCUCUGUUGUGGCAGCGGCUCGUAUGGACCACGUUUCGGAGGCAAUGGGCCAGCCAAUGGCUGCCAGCUAUGUACCAGGCACCCAAUCGGUGUAUUCCGAUCGCAUGAAUAUGAAGGAGAGAUUCUUGAAUCUUCUUCUGACCAAAGCUGGUGGAAUUAUGUUCUCCUAUGUUGCCGAUUCCGAGUUUGACUUGCUGCAGAAGAAGUACCCCGAUGUUAUCAAGAGAUCUUGGAGGGACAUUCUUCCGGAAACGACCUACCUGUUUACCAACAACAUUCCAAUUUUAGACUUCCCAGCGCCAACAUUCGAUAAGAUCAUUCCGAUCGGCGGAAUUUCUGUGGUCACGGAUAGGAAGAAGAAUACGCUUCCUGAGAAAUGGGACAAAGUGUUGAAUAUUCGCAAAAAGAAUGUGCUCAUUUCAUUCGGCUCGAAUGCAAAAUCGAUUGAUAUGCCCGAAGAGUACAGGAGAUCUCUGCUGAAGAUGUUCGCCAUGAUGCCCGAUGUGACAUUCAUCUGGAAGUACGAAGAGGAGAACUCGAAGAUUGUCGACCAUCUCGACAACGUCUUCCUCGGAACAUGGCUUCCUCAGAAUGAGCUGCUCGCCGACAAACGGCUCACUGUGUUCUUGACACACGGCGGUCUCGCGAGCACUUUUGAGUUGGCUCUGCUCGGCAAGCCGUGCAUCAUGGUUCCGAUCUUUGCCGAUCAGGCCAGGAAUGCUCAGAUGCUUCAGAGGCAGGGUAGUGCAUUGGUGUUGAAUAAAGAGAAUCUUGGCGAUCCGAACAAGAUCAAGGAAGCAUUGGAGAAGAUAAUGAAUGAUGACACAUUCGUGAAAAAUGCGACUCGUUUGGCUGAAAUGCUCAAUAAUCGACCUACAAAUCCGCGUGAGACCUUCGUCAAACACGUGGAAUUCGCGGCAAGAUUCGGGCGAAUGCCUUCGAUGGAGCCAUAUGCCCGCCAUCAAUCAUUCAUCGAACACUUCUUCUUGGAUAUUAUUGCGAUAGGCCUCCUCGUCGUGAUUACUGUAGCUACCGUAUCCUUCUGGAUCCUUCGAUGUCUUCUCAGGAGAAUUUUUGGCGGUGCAAAAGUCAAAUCGGAAUAA